Rotaria socialis is the source of this 870-nucleotide messenger RNA. Lineage: Eukaryota; Metazoa; Rotifera; Eurotatoria; Philodinida; Philodinidae. The record is from the annotation of a GenBank genome assembly.
AUGUUAUACUUUCUGUUAUCCAUCGUGCUGGUGACAGCUUCUGUCUAUUCAGACCAACAUUUGGUUGUAGACAUUUCUGAAGAGGGUGUUGCGAUUCAGCAAGAAAUAACAUUGCGAGAUGGUUUGCAGAUAAUCCAUGUGCCUGCGCAUAGACACUUGGAAGAAGUUUAUAUAUAUAUGGACUUCGACAAGGAUUUUCAACUAGUCAAAUUAAUCAAUCAGAAUAAAUGUCAACUAUCUAAACUGAUUCCAGAUAUGAAACCAAUCACAAUUGAUCCCAAACAACGUCAAAGUGCACCAUUAGAUUCAUCAACAAUGUCACAUACACAGAUUGUACGCUUGGAAAAGAGUGAACCACUGACCAAUCUGUCGUAUCUUCGACAAGAAAUGCAAAUGGCUUGUACUGGAUGGCCGACCUUCUGGGUUGAUAACGUGGAUGAAAGCACAUUUUAUUCAAAGAAAAACAAUUUUGAGACAUUAUUGGUUGGUGACAACAAUUAUCAGGUUUCACCAUUUGCACGAGAUUCGUUAUCAUGCCCUCAAGGAGGUGGACACGUUGGCGUACACGUUCAAUGUCAUCCUGAUUGUUUUUAUCAAUUGUGUAAUCCAAGUGGUGGUAUAUCAAAACGAGUCGAACCACGAGUGACUGAUGGUAAUGGUCAAAGUUUAUGUGAUGAAUGUGAAGAUACACAUGAUUUUGAUUCCGAUGAUAAUGAAAGUGUUGCUAAAUGUCAUAAAAAUCAAAAAGAAAAUCGUCCAGUGAGAGUUGACCAUUGUUGGCUGUAUUUACGUGAUGGUGACGAUGUUCCUAACUUGAAAAAGCUUGUACGAUUUGUUUCUUCCUAUUCCUGCUUGAAAUGUAUUUUGUGA